AUAAUAACAGUAAAAUUAUACGAACUUAACACUGUUAGGCUCGUAGUGCGGAAGGUUGGCGGGCAGUAGCGGCCAAUCAGACAGACGGACGUGUAGGGGAACUAAAACUACAGAUAGCGACCUGAUAUCUACCCCGCCAGCCUUCAUGAUUGCGCUGAGGUACCCCGCCACCCAGAUAAACCUCAUUUGGCCCCAAGCCCACUGCACACACACGUGCGGUGAUGUGACUGAUUUUGUGGCGUCAGCUGAUAGUCUGAGGUGGCAAGGUGGCAUCUGUCAACAGCAGUCGGGUGUCUCCUGCAACAGUGAAAGCAUUUGUAAACAAAGUCAAGUGCCACGUAGUGAGGAGAGACAGGUACCAGCAGGAGCAGUAGUGGUAACAACAGCAGGAUGGGGAGCUUCAGCAAGAUCCUGCCAUACUCCUGCUAUGAGCUCGGCCACUGCUGGAAACACUCGUGCUCCUCAGCCUCCUUUGAAAUCUGUAUCAUUGGGUUCAUUGAAAGCAUCAAAAUCUAUGGUGUGGUGUACUUGCUAACCAGUCUUGUGAAUGCUCGGAAAAUAAGUAUGAAGUAUGGAAAAAAGCUCUUGAAGAACUACUUAACAACAUCAGUUUGUUUCCUGACAGUCAAUGCUUUUGGGUACAUUGGCUCCUACUGUGUUGUCAGACACAUUCUGCAGCACUUCAACUUUUUCACAGUCUCCUUUGUGCCAGGGUUCAUUGGCAGCCUCAUGGCCAUCCUAGUGGAACGGCCAGCACGACGAACACUCCUGGGCAUCUAUGUUACCAAUGUGUGAGCUGAGGGUCGGUGAAGCGCACAAGUGGGUCAGCAUUCUCAUACCAGAACCGGUCACAGCAGCGGAGGUUCCUGAACUGAAUGCCAAGGAUGCAGCCGAACGUGGGACCGACCAGUCCACCGUGCAGCGGCGUCUCAAUCAAUCCACCAGUGAACAGAUCUAUGUCAUCCACGUGUGCGUACGUCUGUUUCAUUCGCUCGAUCACCGGCCUCGCUAUCUCCCUGUGCAGGUCAUCAAACGACCUCGCCCUGGUCAGGUUACAGAGGGCCCUGUACUCAUUGUAAGGCUGCAGUCCAUGGUCUCUGCCUCGCUGGAUGUUGAGGGCAGCCAGGUCCAGGCCAGAGAAUGGCUGCCGCUUGUCUUCAAAGAGAUGGUUGGUCACCUCAUCUGUCAAGAACUGGUCCAGUGUCUCCAUGGACACAGUAGUCAGGCCGUGGAUGAUCUCAUCAAACAUCCCAGGCUGGUAGAGUAGGUCUGGGUUGAAGAAGUGUUCGCUCAGCUUGACAGGAGGGUUGCACUUGGCAAAUAUUCCGUCCAUGCGCUCCAGGGAAGGCUUGAGUAGAGAGUGGCCAAAGCGGAAGGCUAUGCCAAAUUCAUUGAGCACUGUUGGGUUGCAGUAUGCAUCGUAAUCUGAGAGAGAGAGAGAGAGAGAGAGAGAGAGAGAGAGAGAGAGAGAGAGAGAGAUAGUCAUUAGGAGUGCAGUGUGUUAGAGGGAAAUGUUGCACACACACACACACACACACACACACACACACACACACACACACACACACACACACACACACACACACACACACACACACACACACACACACCUAGAGUCAGCUGGCCUGGCAUGGAGCGGGUCAGGGGGAUGCAGAAUGGCUGGCCAGAUGAUAUAUUGACAGGAGGGAAAAAUGGAUCGUUCUGAGGAAUGGCUAUGGGGAAACACUCAGGGUGGACUGUCUGGGGAGAGUCACAUCUGCGGCAAUCCAGAAUCGAGUCUUGGAAACCUGGAAGAGAGAGAAGUGAAUGUGUUUAGUGGGUGAGGUGAAGAGAUGCUGGGCCAGGAGUCAGUGUAUUUACAGACAUGAAGUAAAGAGAGAAUAAGUACUUUUUUUUUUUAUCAACACAUACACAGUUAAGUUAAUAUUAGAAAACAUAUACCUGUUAACACUAGAAUGAGAAAGAGAAACAGGAGAUUUGAUAACUAAUGGAAAAAAACAGAUAAUAAUAAACAACAAAGAUAGAUUAGGUUAGGAACAGACUAAGAAAAUAUAUAGUUUUAGUGACAAGUAUGCAGAAAUUAAAGAAAACUAGACAUAUAAAGAUCAGGAGACAACAAAUCAAUAGUUUAUCAGACCUUGGAAGCUACAACUAUGUAAACACACACACACACACACACACACACACACACACACACACACACACACACACACACACACACACACACACACACACACACACCUACCUUUGUUGAUGGGGGUGAAAAUAAUAUCAUGGUCAAUAAACUGGCCCCACUGCAUGACCAUUAGGGUAUAGCGGACAUGCGGUGCAGACACGUCGUUGUGCAUGUUGGUGGAAAUGAGCCGAGGGGAAGGGAGAGGCUUGCCGGUGACUGAAGUGACGCGAGGUUUAGACAGACCUGGGGAUGACAAGAGAAGGUUUAGGGGUAUUUGAGUGUAUUGUAAAGAAAUUCAUUUGUUUAUCUAUCUGUCAGGCUGGCAGUCCCACAGAAGGCAAGGUUUGGGGGUACUUGAUUGUACUGUAAGGAAAUUGGUUUGUUAAUCUAUCUAUCUGUCAGGUUAGCAGUCCUAUAGAAGAUAAAGUAUGGGGGUACUUCAGUGAGAAUUAAGUUUAUAUAUCUAUCUGUGACACUGGCAGUCCUAUACAAAGCACAGACAAGGCACCACACACUCACACACACAAUAAUAACAGUAAUAUAUCUAUCUGUCUGUCUGUCUAUCUACAUACAAGGCUAGCAAUCCCACAGAAGCCAGCCCAGACAAGGCACCACACACUCACACACACAAUAAUAAUAGUAAUAUAUCUAUCUGUCUGUCUCUCUGUCUACAUACAAGGCUAGCAUUCCCACACAGGCCAGCACAGACAAGGCACCACAGACUCAUUUACAAACAUAUUUAUUUAUUCUCUUUCCUAACUUUAUCAAGCUUCAGUUCUUUAUUUCUUGUCCUGUCCUGAUUACUGAUCCUGAGAAUUUUGCUUAUGUCAUCCUUGUCAUGCUCUCUAUAUCACUUUGGGACCUCUAGCUGACUGAAAUGACUUCUCUCUGAUUCUUAACUUUAUAAAGCCUGAACACAUUAUUUAUGUUCUAUCCCUAACACUAAUACAGACACAUAGACAUCUAUCUGAUCUACUCUUGACUUUAUCCCUUACUUCAUCAAACUUAAACACUUAAUUUCUUGACCUAUCCCAAAUACCAACACACACACAUGCACACACACAUAUAUAUACACACAUACACAGACAUACAGACAGACAGACACUCACCGUUUUCAUAAGAAGGACGUAGGAGUCGACUUUUUGCCCUGAACGACUUGCCGAAGGACGGGAAGUUAAGAUUAUUGCACCACCCUGUAGCUGUGCGGAAACGCAAAGUGUGGUCGCAGGGCAGUGUCUGGUCGUCACGCUCAAACACGCUAGGAAUUUCCGUGAUAUCGCUGACGUCAGUGUUAGGCAGAACCUCCAUCAAAUCCAGUACGUUGUUUGGGGAACCUGACUCGAUGUCUUUGAGCUGGCCGUCUGCUGCCCGAGUCUUGCGUGACCUGGCUCUGGUGGUGGAGAGACUGUCAGUGGUGAGGCGUGGUAGACAAAACUGUGGUGUUUUUAUCAUUUUCUCUGUUGUUUUAUUGUUUGCUUGGCUUUCUGUUGUUAAUUAUGGGAAAUUUCUGCUGUUUUUGUGUCAUGUUCACCUCAAAAUACAUCAGUCUAAGGCUCUGAAUAA
Messenger RNA from Scylla paramamosain (green mud crab), 3739 nucleotides. RefSeq lists its product as uncharacterized. The coding region runs from base 146 to 535 and encodes 129 amino acids. The record is from RefSeq and is a predicted model, not a curated record. Lineage: Eukaryota; Metazoa; Arthropoda; Malacostraca; Decapoda; Portunidae. The transcript is spliced from 6 exons.